Molecule: messenger RNA, 1098 nt
Organism: Leptosia nina
Lineage: Eukaryota; Metazoa; Arthropoda; Insecta; Lepidoptera; Pieridae
Source: the annotation of a GenBank genome assembly
AUGCCUAACCCUGAGGAUAAAACAAAUGCUAAUGGUGUGGCGCCUAAUCCCUUGCAACGUUUAGCCUCUUUAAAAGCACCCCGAGAUCUUUUACUUGGUGGAGCAAAGCCUAAUAAAAAAGUUUUUACUCCUAAUUUGAAUGUAACUAGAAAUAAAAAUAAAGGUGCCUCAACAACAAAUAAUAGGGAUCUGAAAAAAGAUGAAAAAAACAAACGGAGCCAAAAAAAUGAUAGAAAUAGGAAUUCUAGGAACAGCCAAAAUAUAAUCAAAUCAUCGGGUGUCUUCUCAGAAGGAAUGGGUAGUGCGGAACGCAUUUCAAGUAGAGUUUCAUAUGGCAGAGAUGUCAAUACCGAACCAAAGAUGCAGAAACCAACAAUUCGGGUCAAAGAUGUUGUUAAGAUUGAUAAAGAGCUUGAAGAAGAAAAAAUUAAAGCUAUACUCAGUGAAGAUGGCAAGGAGGUUGAAGAAGCAGAAGAUUUCAAACAAGUACUCGAAGCUGAUGCGCCAGUCAGGUUGCCCAUGGAUGAAUUAGGCUUGACAAGUAGCAAUAAACCUUCAUUGAAGAUCAAGGAAGAAGUUGUUGUUAAACAGGAGCCUUCUGAGGAUGGAGAAAUGUUUACAGCUCAAGGGGAAAAACCAAGACCAGAUGUCAAAGACAUGUUUGAAGAUGUGAGUGUUGCAAACCUGCUGAAGAGUGAUAAACCAACAUUAUUGUUAUUACAGUUGUCAGAUACUUUACCUGGUCGUGGAGGCAGCCGGGAUGACGAUCAUAAGAAACCAUUGAGUACUCCAUCUAGUUCUAGUGAGACAACUGAGGAACCUAAACCGCCAGUAGAUACCAGAUGUCAUCUGUCAGACCUGGAAGAAGGGCGCAUUGGAAACUUAAGAAUACAUCGGUCAGGCCGCAUUACGCUUGCACUUGGCAGUACUAUUUUUGAGGUGAGUUCUGGUACAAAGGCAUCAUUCUAUCAAGAAGUAGUAUCUGUUGGUGUCGAUGAAGCAAGUCGAUCGGCCAGUGUUACUUCUCUAGGACAACUACAACACAAGCUCAACAUUACACCUGAUUGGGAAACAAUGUUUGAUGAAAUGUCCAUUUAG